This is a messenger RNA of Dacryopinax primogenitus, 1632 nucleotides long. RefSeq lists its product as uncharacterized. Gene Ontology annotation, biological process: DNA replication; DNA replication initiation; double-strand break repair via break-induced replication. Gene Ontology annotation, cellular component: DNA replication preinitiation complex. The record is from RefSeq and is a predicted model, not a curated record. The coding region runs from base 1 to 1632 and encodes 543 amino acids. The transcript has 2 exons. Lineage: Eukaryota; Fungi; Basidiomycota; Dacrymycetes; Dacrymycetales; Dacrymycetaceae. Gene Ontology annotation, molecular function: DNA replication origin binding; single-stranded DNA binding.
AUGGACGGCAACGCCAUCGCUAUCGAUUUGGCUCAACUGCGGUCGGAUUUGAAGGCUUGGGAACGCGAAUUCAAAGCGAGAAAGGGACGGGAGCCAACGAGGGAUGAUAUCAAGAAAGUUCCGGCCAUCGACACCAAGUACAAAACGUACAACAAAGCGCGAUCAAGGCCGGGAACGUCGUCCUCGGCCGCAUCGCAAGUCGGGGUCAAACAAAAUAAGAAACCAAUAGAACGCCCUUCGAAUCGCCCGUCCCCAACCGCAUCAAGCUCGACCACGGUAGAAAGCAUCGGGAAUGCCGAGGAGUCAUUCAACCCCUUCCGCUCACCGCGCAAAGGGGGUCCGUCUAUUGGACGGUCUCCUGUCAAACCAAAACUGGGCAUCCUCUUUACGGACCAGAAUCCAUUCGCCGCCGAUGAUAAACAAACUACUCCGACCACUGCUCUAUUCGCCAAGCUGACUGGUUCAUCUCCGGCUAACAAUCUGUCUGGCGGUACACUGAAAAAGUCUUUGUUUAUGAGCGCUACUCCUCCUGAAUUGCCUCCUUCUCCAUCCAAGUCCAUACUCAAGCCCUCAUCUGCACCCAUUGUCCUGACAGAUGUCGAACCCAACGUGGCUCUCACGCCCUCGAAAUACGUAUCAGCUGCAUCCCCCGCCAAGCUGCGAGCAUUAAUCCAGGCUAGUAAGACUGCUGAUACCCCCCGGACCAAGGCUCGGAAACGUCUCGCGGGAGAGGAAGACUUCACACCUGUCAAGUCGGACAAGCGCCGUCGACUGAACAAUCUCGUAAAUGUCAAAGUGCCCAGCAGCGAAGUCGAGGAAAUGGAACGAUCUGUCACGGAAGAAGAGAUGAUGGACGUUGACGAGUUCGGUCCCACGCCGAAAAAGACGGACGCGCCAAAACGCUUCAAAUCUAUCUUCGAGUCACCUAUGAAGCAGGAAAGUAAAGGGAAAGGUCUAUUCUCAAAGCGCACUGUCUCGUUCACCGGCCCUUCCUCAAGCCGAGAAAACUCAAAGCAGCCUUCGGAACCCCCCCAACCGUCGACCUCUCUCAAACGCCCGACUUCUCCAGAACCUGGAUCGUCGAAACCUAUGUCUGCAGGACUUAUCCCACCCUCCCCCCCCGCUACCACGACAGCUUCGAAAAUUAAAGCUCGAAAAAAACCAAAGAAGGGCAAGAAAACACAGAAGGAUGAAAUUGAGGAAAACAUGUCAUCAAGUGACUCCGAAAUCCAAAUCAGAGAGAUCCCCUAUUCACGUUGGGGCGGUAUGCAGGCGCGCCGCCGUCCCCGUGGAGGACCUGAAGACGAAGAGGAUGAGAUCUGGGACUUUGACGUCUUCCGCCCCGCUCCUGCGCUCUCACAGGAUUCAGCAAUCGCAGAGGAAGCGGAUGAAGAGCUCACGGUAAGGCUGCCCACGGAUAUGUUCGACCUGCUCGACUUGGACUCGCCUGUGAAGAAUCGUGAACAGGAAGAACGAGUCAUACAGCGGAUUUUUGACCCGAGGAGAAAGGGGAGCGUGGAACAAGAGGUGUUUGGCGCUGGAGAGUGGGAGGAAGAAGAAGACGAAGGGGACUGGCAGGAGGAGCCUGACGGAUGGAAGGGAGAAUCGCAACUGGAUAUGGAUGACUUCUAG